AUGUCCGGCCCCGCCCCGACCUGGUGGCGGCUGACUCAGUUUCACCUGAAACUCCGCGGGAGGCAGCUGCCUGGGUCCGAAGGACUUGUGGUCGGGGAGAGUCGCUCUGGGGGCACCAGGAUCGGCCCCACCCCGUCCCACUCACCUGCGCAGGUCCCAGACACCCUCAGAGCACAGAGCAACACUAGAAAGGUGACCCUCCUUGGGAGGAAGGUGAUCCUCCCCGGGAGGAAGAUGACCCCCAGACUUGGAUGCCCCGAGGCUUGGAUCACUACGACCCUAUGGCUCCUGGUGACGUUCAGCCUUCCAGCCUCGAUGACUGGGCAGCCACCUGUGGCCCCUGGGAAACCGGCUGGCUCUACCUGCUUGGAACAGUAUACAGUUGGGGUACCAGACUUUGUACUGGACACAGACGCCUCUGUUAGCAAUGGGGCUACUUUCCUGGGCUCCCCCGAGGUGCGCAGGGGCUGGGAUUGUGUCCGUGCCUGCUGUUCCACUCCAUCCUGCAACCUGGCCCUGGUGGAACAGAAGCCAGGCGAGGGUGAGGACGCCAUCUCUGCCUGCUUCCUUCUCAACUGCCUGUAUGAGCAGACUUUUGUUUGCAAGUUCUCCAGAAAAGAGGGUUUCCUUAACUACCUUACGCGGGAUGUUUACCAGUCCUACCGAGAGCUGAGGAAACAAGGCUUCGGAGGAGCUCGCCUUCCCAAGUCCUGGGCUGGCAUGGAAAUAAAGGUGCAACCUCAGGAGCCUUUGGUGCUCCAGGGCACAGAAAAUACCGAGUGGCACCUUCUCCAGGGAGAUGCCAAUGUGAAGGUGGAGAAAAAAGAUACAGAUCAUCUAGAGCUCUCACAGUUAAAGGAGGGGACUUACAUCUUUCAGUUGACUGUGAAGGACUCUGACCAAAAGCAGGAUACUGCCAAUUUCACGAUCACCGUCCUAUCACCUAAGCAGACAGAAGAAUACUGCCUGGCACCCAAGAAGGUGGGCCGUUGCAGAGGCUCUUUUCCCAGAUGGUUCUAUGACCCCACUGAGCAGCAAUGCAAACAGUACGUCUAUGGUGGUUGCCUUGGCAACAAGAACAACUACAUUCGGGAGGAGGAGUGCAAGAUGGCCUGCAAAGAUGUACAAGGUCCUUCGAUCCAAAGGCAACAUCCAGUGUGCUCUGAAGCCUGCCAGCCCUCGCAGUUCCGCUGUCGUGAUGGCUGCUGCAUCGAUGGCUUCCUGGAGUGUGAUGACACAGCUGACUGCCUGGAUGCCUCAGAUGAGGCUACUUGUGACAAGUAUACCACAGGCUUCCAUGAGCUCCAAAGCAUCCACUUUCCUAGCAACAAAGGACACUGUGUAGACUUGCCGGAAACAGGGCUGUGCCAAGAACGUAUUCCUCGAUGGUACUAUAACCCCUUUGUUGAGCGUUGUGGUCUCUUCACCUAUGGAGGUUGUGGCGGCAACCAGAAUAACUUCCCAGAUGAGGAAAAAUGUCUCAAGUCCUGUGAAGGCAUCUCUAAGAAAGAUGUGUUUGGCCUGAGGCGGGAAUCCCUGCAUGGAAACUCAGGUUCUAUGGAGGUGACUGUGGCCGUGCUGCUGGGGAUCUGUAUUCUGAUUGUGGUCGCCAUCCUAGGCUAUUGCCUCUUCAAAAACCAAUUGAACAGAAGCCUCCGACGCCAUCAUCCCCUUCAUCACCACCGCCCUCCUCCAAUGCCAACCAGCAACCCGAUCUCCACCACUGAGGACACGGAGCACUUGGUCUACAAUCAUACCACCAGACCCCUCUGAGCCGGGGGCUUCCCUGGGUGCUGUGGGCCAAGAGUUCUGGCCAGCUCUAACUUGACUUUGUCCCCUCCUUAGUUUCUGUCCCCAUCACGAAUGAAGGACAGGACAGAGAAAGAUUGGGCUCGGGGUCACUCGCCCUGUUCCCUAACCCCGUUCUGCCUUGGACCCUAAAUCUCCUGCCCCCAUCUUGACAGAGCUGCCUUGGCCCUGGAGCUGGAAACACAGUUGGCAUUGCAGGAGACUUGAGUAGGCAACAGCAGACAGCACGCCCUUGCUCAGGAGGUCAUGCCAACUUCUGAGGACUAGGGAAAGUUGAGAUUCUCUUUCCUUUUCAAAAUGGUCUGUGAUUCUACCCUUUCCCCUACUUCCCCAGAGCUCUCAGCUCCUACAGGGUAGAGGACAAUGGGGGUGGGGUGGAAGCUGCCCCUGCCCUCAGGGACUGUCCCUUUCUCCCUUAUUACCUCAUUAUGUUCCCUCUCCCCUACCCCUCCCAGUCCUGGGCACUACCCUGCCCGGGCUGUACAUUUGUGCUAUAAACAGUAUGUAUUUGUUUAUUUAAUGAGUAGGGACUGGAACCUGUGUCUCCGUCCCUUUCUCUAAAUCUACUUCCUUUUCUGGACCUGAAGAGGGGUGGCAGCUGUUAAUCUGAAGGACUGGGCUUGAACAUAAUGGUGUGUGUCAAAGGGCUGGGUGGACAAGGAUGGGUAAAAACUGCCUCCUUCUUCCCUUGGUCUCUUCCUCAGUGAAGGAAGGGAUGGUCAUUUCCUCCAGGGGGGGUCCUCAUCCCCCCACUGCCCAGUCUUUGCCACCUCUUCCCUCAUUGUAAUAAAAACCUUUGGGUCCGA
Gracilinanus agilis (Agile Gracile Mouse Opossum) is the source of this 2615-nucleotide messenger RNA. It is a transcript of the gene SPINT1, whose product is annotated as serine peptidase inhibitor, Kunitz type 1. The record is from RefSeq and is a predicted model, not a curated record. Gene Ontology annotation, molecular function: protein binding; serine-type endopeptidase inhibitor activity. Lineage: Eukaryota; Metazoa; Chordata; Mammalia; Didelphimorphia; Didelphidae.